Cucumis melo (muskmelon) is the source of this 3273-nucleotide messenger RNA. Its product is annotated as pentatricopeptide repeat-containing protein At1g08070, chloroplastic-like. NCBI's taxonomy places the organism in Eukaryota, Viridiplantae, Streptophyta, Magnoliopsida, Cucurbitales, Cucurbitaceae. Bases 525 to 1931 code for a protein of 468 amino acids. The record is from RefSeq and is a predicted model, not a curated record. The transcript has 2 exons. Gene Ontology annotation, biological process: RNA modification. Gene Ontology annotation, molecular function: protein binding; RNA binding.
GAAAAUGCCAAAAAAAAAAAUUAUUGAAUUAUUUCAUUCGUUUUAGAAUCACUCCCAUGUUCUCGGCCACUGCCAAAGUUCCCAUCGGAUUUCCGGUGGCGGCAGAUGAUUGUAAAGCUCUGAGUAUGCUUCUCCUUCUAUACUUCCUUUAAUGGAUGAAGAUUAUUCUCACGAACUGUUCGAUGAUAUGUCUCAGAAGCCAAAGAACAAAUGAUUAAUAUCAAAUCUUAUGCCAUGCGCUGUCUGUUUGUCAAUCCUGAGUUCAUCAAUCUCUCCGACCUCCUUCAGGGCCGCAUUAACAAUUCCCAUCUUCGUCAAAUCCAUGCCCGAGUCUUUCGUCUGCUGAAACAUCAAGACAAUCUAAUUGCAACUCGACUUAUUGGCCAUUACCCACAUUCUGUUGGACUCAGAGUUUUCAACCAACUCAUACGCCCCAACAUAUUUCCUUGCAACGCCAUUAUCAGACGUUUCACCGUUCCUGCAAUGCUCUCAAUGUGAAACAAGUUCAUACCCAUGUCCUUAAAAUGGGUUAUUUUGGUGAUUCGUUUAUCUCCAAUGCUCUUCUUGGAGUUUACGCGAGAGGCUUGAAGGAUAUGGCUUCUGCACAUAAGGUAUUCGAUGAAAUGUCGGAUAGAGAAAUGGCUUGUUGUUGGACUUCUUUAAUUGCUGGCUAUGCCCAAAUGGGUCUUGCUGAAAAGGCAAUGCUGAUUUUUGUGACGAUGAUCAAAGAGAAUAUGCAGCCGGAGGAUGACACCAUGGUUAGUGUUCUGUCUGCUUGUUCCAAGUUUCAAAUUGCUGAAAUUGAGAAAUGGGUUGUAGCAUUAAGAGAAUUGGUUAAUAAAUUUGAUUCCAAGAGCUCUUGUUGUGACUCAAUUAAUAUUGUUCUUAUUUAUCUAAAUGGAAAGUGGGGGAUGGUUGAGAAGAGUGAAGAAAAGUUUAAUGAAAUUAUUGACAAGAAAAGUGUACUUGUUUGGAAUUCAAUGAUAAAUGCAUAUUUUCAGAACGGUUUCCCUGUGGAAGCCUUGACCCUUUUCCGUCUAAUGGUUGAAAAUCCCCAUUGCAAGCCCAACCAUGUUACAAUGGUUACUGUCAUUUCGGCUUGCGCUCAAAUAGGAGAUUUGCAGCUUGGAAGUUGGGUUCAUGAAGUUCUCCAACGUAGUGGCCGUAAAGGUAUUAUUGCAUCAAACAAAAUGUUAGCCACCGCAUUGAUUGAUAUGUAUUGUAAAUGUGGUAGCUUGGAGAGGGCAAAAGAAGUUUUUCAUCAACUAAUCAACAAAGAUGUAAUCUCCUUCAAUGCCAUGAUCAUGGGUCUUGCCGUUAAUGGCAAAGGUGACGAGGCAUUGAAGCUUUUUGCCCAAAUGCAAGAGAUUGAUAUAAGACCAUCAACUGGAACAUUUAUUGGCUUAUUAUCUGCUUGUAGCCAUUCAGGGUUUCUAGAACAAGGGCAUCAAAUCUUUAUUGAAAUGACUACACAAUAUUUAAUAUCACCUAGUUUAGAACACUAUGCUUGUUACAUUGAUCUCCUUGCUCGGGCAGGCCGCUUUGAAGAUGCUCUUGAAGUUGUUUCAACCAUGCCUUUUGAACCUAAUAAUUUUGUUUGGAGUUCUCUUCUGAGAGGCUGUCUACUCCAUUCGAGUUUUGAGUUGGCACAAUAUGUUUCCAAGAAGCUUGUUGAAGUGGAUCCUGAAAAUUCUGCUGGCUAUGUAAUGCAGGCAAAUUCAUUUGCUUCGGAUCGUCAAUGGGAUGAUGUCUCGGCUUUGAGAUGGUUUAUGAGAGAAAAGGGUGUUCAUAAGCAGCCAGGCCAGAGUUGGAUCAGUAUAGAUGGAACUGUACACGAAUUUUUCUCGGCAACCAAAUCGCAUCCUUAUGUUGAUUUAUUAUAUAGUACCUUGAAUGAGCUUGAUAAGCAAACGAAACUAGUAAUCCCAUAGAAAAAACUUCACAAGGUAUAGAAUGCGUUUAUCUAGCAAUCUUUUUACCCUACGGAGCUUUAUUUUGAUGCUCAACAUGUUCAUUAUUUGUUCGUACACAAUUGAAAAUUCCUUUUGAUUAUCUGGGACUGGGAAUACCCCUUGGAGGAAAUCCUAAAUCCAAAGCUCUUUGGAAAGAAUGAUUAGGGAUUUAUUUUGGAAAGACAACAGAGUGGAUGAGGAAACUGUUAGGCCUCCAAUACUUCUAAAAUAUUCAUGAAAAGGUGAAAACAGGAGUUUGUAAGAAAGGGUGGGAUCACAUGACAUAAUUUUCUGUAUGGGAGUGAGCGUGCUCAGUAUAUAUACUUUUUGUUUGGAUAAUCGUAUUUUCAUGCUUCUACUCUGAGAAAGGGGAGAGAGCCAGCCCUCUUGAAUCGACUGGGAGUUUGUACUGUCUUAGGGCAUUUUCAUCGAUAUCAUAGUCCCAACUUCUAUGGGUGGCAUGGGCAUUGCGAAUCUAUCUACGUGCAACCAUGCUCUCCUUGCCCAUUAAGGAUGGCGUUUCAUGGUGGAGAAGAUGCUUUGUGAAGGAAGGGUAUUGCUUCUAACCACUGAUGCAAUGAACGUGAUUGGUGGCCCUCAAUGAAAGGAUCUCUUACUUUAAGGGGUCUUACAUCCAGUUAGGAAAAGUAUUCAUCCCUCGAGAGACUGGCAUAGAAUGAAGCUUGACAAAGGUAAUGAAAUCUUGUUUUGAGAGGGUAAAUGGUUGAUGGAUGUGCCUGUGUUUGAAGCUUUCCCUAGACUUCAUUAAAGUUGAUGUCUCCAAAUUGUCUUCAGUGAGUCAAUGCUGGUCAGUGACCGUUAUUGACUGGAAGCUGAAUUUUAGAAGAAAUUUACUAAUGUGAAGGUGAAAGAUGGCUAUUUUAUUUUAUCUCACUUGUUGUCAAGUGCAGGCCGAGGGAUAGAGACAACAUCAAGCUGUGGACCUAAGAGUGUUACUAGUUACAAACAUAAUAGGUAACGUGGUCGAGUUUGAAAAUUCAGGAUCCAAAAAUUACUAAACCCAAACUUUAGGACCAAAAGUGUAUUUUUUUUCCCCUAAAAACUGACAUUUGAUUGACCCUAAAAUGCUAUCAUUAACAAAAGUUUUGUGAAGUUUAAAAAAGUGUGGCUAUAUGUACUUUUGUUGACCAUGAGGUACCUUCACGCAGAGCAUUCAUGUGACGUAAAGAGAUAAUUAUGAUUAAUGUAUUCUUGAUAGUAACCCAUUGAUGUUGUUAAGAUUUAUGCUACGAUGACAUAUUGUCAUUAUUAACGUUAUGUUAUGUUAACGCUAUGUUAUGUUGAUGGUGGUGGUUGUUCA